UGAUUUCUUCUUUUUAUGAAAACCAAGAAAAUGAACAAGGCGAAAUAGGAGUUACUUUCCUUGAUCCUGUUGUUGGAGAUCGCGUUGGAUGGAGGCUUGCUUGUGUCCGAAAGCGUUAUAUUCCAGUAACUGUAGUUUGUGCUAGCACUGCUCAUCAGUACCUGCCAGGUUUGGAAGCAGCUGAUCACCUCCCUCUCUUUUAUUCACCUUCAACUGUUAUCUGAACAUCGCUGAGUAAUCAACGUGUGUUGUUCGUGUGGCCUCCCCUGGUGGUACAGCCAUUGUCGACGUUACAGACGUUGUUUGUGUGCUGAUCACAUAGCAGUGUGAGCUGAGGACGGGAUUCGUAGUGCACUGCACCUCGCCGAGGAUGGCUGGCCGUGAUAAUAACCAAUUCAAAAUUGUAUUGCUGGGUGAGGGCUGUGUAGGAAAGACGUCAUUAGUUCUCCGGUACUGUGAAGACAAAUUCAAUGACAAGCAUUUGACAACACUGCAGGCAUCAUUCCUGACGAAGCGGCUGAAUGUAGGAGGAAAACGUGUUACCCUGGCGAUAUGGGACACUGCAGGCCAGGAGAGGUUUCAUGCACUGGGACCCAUCUACUAUCGUGAUAGCAACGGUGCUCUACUUGUAUAUGACAUCACCGAUGAGGACUCCUUCCAGAAAGUGCGCAACUGGGUGAAGGAGCUCCGAAAGAUGCUUGGAGACGACAUCAGCUUAGUGAUCGUCGGAAACAAGUCUGACCUGGAGAAGAACCGUCACGUCAGCAAGGAGGAGGCAGAGGAGUACGCAGCAUCAGUGGGUGCCAAGCACUUUAGCACGUCUGCAAAGCUGAACCGUGGCAUCGACGAUGUCUUCCUGGACCUGACCAAGCGCAUGCUGUCGGCCAAGGCAGAUAGGCCGGCACGGCAAGGUGGCCUUGGCCCGAUGGUAGGGGGCUCCAGUGCAGGAGUACAGAUCACAGAGGACGAGGCACCGAGCAGUAGCGGUGGAUGCUGUGGGUAAGCUGAGGAGCAAGUGCGACCGGCACGAACUAAAUAAACUGUACAGGCUUCUCUCUCUGUGUGUCUCUGUCUCUCUCUCUGUGUCUCCGUCUCUCUCUCCCUCUCUCUCCCUCUCUCUCUCUCCCUCUCUCUCCCUCUCUCUCUCUCCCUCUCUCUCCCUCUCUCUCUCUCUCUCUCUCUCUCUCUCUCUCUCUCCCUCUCUCUCUCUCUCCCUCUCUCUCUCUCUGGUGUAUACGGCACUCGCUGCGAGUGCCGUAUACAUCUUGUUUGUUUUUAAUUCUUUUUUUUUGCAAUCGAAAAGCCACGGCGGUGGCGGCUGCUGCUUAGCUAAAGAGGAAGGGCAGUAUCCUAGGCGUGGUUGCUCUUCCCCAGUGUCCGGCUGCCACGGCAUUGCGAUGCGCAGUGUGGUAUGCUUCUUGUCCGUCAGCUCCGCGCCUUGUCCUUGAUUGGCUGGCCCCAGCACGUGCAUCCCCACCUUUAGUCUUCACCUGAUGUCACCCUACGCAAUCAGCUGCCCGUGUAGUUUUUUAGCAGCAUCGAUCAACGUGAAGGAAGCAUCAGCAGCAGCAACGGCUAUCACAGUUUAGCACCGAGCGUUGACUAGAACAAUAACAAAGAUGACACUAUUUACAAACACCGAGAUUACGUUUUCUGUUUUCGACUUCCCCCGCCGCCGCUACCGUCGCUGGUUGCUGUUCCCAUGCCCGUCAGUCGACUGUAAAUCGCUAGGUUUUUUUGCAUGCAUCUGAUUGUUCGUCACCGCUUCCCCAAACGGUUUGUGUUGGCGCGCGAGUGAAUGGGAAUGCACAGUCUUUCUUUUGCCGCUGCAGCCGUUGGUAUUUUCCAGCCAUGAACAUAAAAAACACAUGCUCAGACCCCAGUAUUGUCAUGCUCCGCUUUCUCCGCUCACCCAGCGCGCUCUCCCCCGACCCAGCACCCAAUGCACACGUUCUCACUCAUUUUAUCCAGUUCUUCAAUAUUCCUCCUGUGUGCAUGCAUGCACAUGUGCUUCUUGAUGUUGGUUGGUCCGAGUGUCCGAAACUCGUAUUGAUUUACCUUGCUGACAUUCCGCUUGUUUCCCUUCAGACCCUGACAUGACCAGUCAAUUUUUUACUCUGA
This is a messenger RNA of Sycon ciliatum, 2121 nucleotides long. Its product is annotated as ras-related protein Rab-21-like. Gene Ontology annotation, biological process: Rab protein signal transduction. The transcript has a single exon. The record is from RefSeq and is a predicted model, not a curated record. Gene Ontology annotation, molecular function: GTPase activity; GTP binding. Gene Ontology annotation, cellular component: endosome; Golgi apparatus. Lineage: Eukaryota; Metazoa; Porifera; Calcarea; Leucosolenida; Sycettidae. The coding region runs from base 371 to 1003 and encodes 210 amino acids.